This is a messenger RNA of Limulus polyphemus (Atlantic horseshoe crab), 3865 nucleotides long. RefSeq lists its product as uncharacterized. The annotation marks the transcript as partial. The record is from RefSeq and is a predicted model, not a curated record. NCBI's taxonomy places the organism in Eukaryota, Metazoa, Arthropoda, Merostomata, Xiphosura, Limulidae. The transcript is spliced from 9 exons. Gene Ontology annotation, molecular function: protein binding.
AUGGCCAUCUUAAAGAAUUGGUCCAAGAAGAAAACCAUUUUCUCCAGAUUCUACAUCAUGUCAUGGACAUGGAAGAUCAUGAUAAAGAUACUCUACAUUUACUUGUCUUUUUACUUAUGCAGUUUUUAUCUAGACAAGAUCACUCUCAUCCAUCUGAAGAAAAAGCUAUGGCGAGGAACCAGCACAUAAUUUUACGCCACUUGAAUAUAUUGUUGGGCUACAAUCCAGCAGAAAAGGGAUUUUUAGUACCUCCACACAAGUUAAGGAAUUCUCCAGUAUUUCGAGCAUUUCUGGUGUCUUUGCCAAAAGUCCUGGACUACAACUUCAAAAUAGGGAACAUACUUCUCAACGUUUGUCUUCCUGUUCUGAUUUACUGCCCAUCUCCCCAGAGGUUUGCAUACGAACAUCAAUUACCCAGCUACUCAUUAUGGUUGCUGGAUUCGCAUGCUCGACACUCAUGGUUGGUGGCUACUCUUGUAAUUUUGUACAAGUAUCGCUACAGUAGUCCACCAUACUGCAAACAAAUACAGAUGCUUAUUCACAUUGUUCUCAACACUUUAGAGGCUCAACACCACGUGUGCAAAUAUUCCACUGGUCCUCUUCUAAGUCCUGUUCCUUCACGAUUUCGAGAUUUCAGUUGUGUGUCAGGUGAUGUUGAAAAUUUACAAGAGCACUAUACUCCUCCAAAUGAACCGCCUUCUUCAACAGAUGAAGUGAAAUUGUCUUUUACUGCAACAGUUACCAACCUUAGAGGUCUUCACCACAAAGCAUUAGGAGAAAAUUCUUUUUCAGAAAUAGGGAAAGAUCAACCAAUGAUUUAUAAAGAAAAGGCUGACUGGAAAACGAAAAAAUUAUUAGAUUAUGGUUGUUCUUGUGAUGAUGAUGUUGAACCAGAAUUAGAAGCAAUUCCUGAAAGCCCUAAGUCUGAAAGCUCUGGAAAAGAUACUGGAGAACUUGAACUCUCAUCUAUUGAAACUGUUUCUGUUUUAACAGAACAGGCGAGAGUUAGGGUGGUUAAAGACAAUGGUUUAACAGAUCAUGUAGUUGUAUUUGAUCCUUCAAAAACUACCAAUGUCUGUUCUAAUCAGGCACCAAAAGACACCUAUAUUUCACAAGAUGGCAUCUCAGCUUUUCCGGUUUCAGAAAUCUUGGAAACAGAUCAUGGCGAUUGUCGGUCAGUCAGAGAUGUCCCUGUUGAAAAAUUUGUUCACGAGUCUAUGGAGAAAGAUGAAUUCAAAAUGGAAGUUACAUGUGCCAGAGUUUUGGACACUGAACAAAGUAAUACAAACAUGAAAAUCCUUCAACCUAUGCUAUCAACUGAAAUCUAUGAGGCCAUGGAACCUUAUGAUACUUACAACUCACCUGAAAUGACCUGUCAUGUUAAUAAGCCUGAGGUUUUUAAUGAUCAACAACAAAUAUUGAAAAUUGAGACUGAAGUCUGUUCUACUGUUUUUCCUCAGUCUGCAUCAGAGGGAUUGUUGGUUCCAAAACCUACUGGUUACAAAGAGGAGCCUCAUUCCUUGUCUGUAUCAUCGAGCAAACAGUUUAUAAACAAUUCUUUACAAGUUUAUGUCAGUGAACCACCAUUUGUCAGUAUGGGGCCAGCAUUCACAGAAAAAGAAGCUAGCAAGACUGUACAAACCAAAGAUGCAGGAGUUGGUAAAGAUGUCAUUAUGGAGUCAGCAUUUACAGAAAAGGUAGAUAGCAAGACUGUACAAACCAAAGAUGCAGGAGUUGGUAAAGAUGUCAUUAUGGGGCCAGCAUUCACAGAAAAGGUAACUAACAAGACUGUACAAACCAAAGAUGCCAUUAUGGGGCCAGCAUUUACAGAAAAAGUAGCAAACAAGACUGUACAAACCAAAGAUGUAGGAGUUGGUAAAGAUGUCAUUAUGGGACCAGCAUUCACAGAAAAGGUUGCAAGCAAGACUGUACAAACGAAAGAAGCAGGAGUUGGUAAAGAUGUCAUUAUGGGACCAGCAUUCACAGAAAAGGUUGCUAGCAAGACUGUACAAACGAAAGAAGCAGGAGUUGGUAAAGACAACAGAACUGUAUGUCUUUUAAAAUCAAGGGAUUACACACAUAGAGUAUCACAUCCUUAUCCAUCUGUAAGUUCUAAGGUGAAUACUGUUGUACGUGCACAAGGAGAGGAGAUGUCUAGCAGCACAGGAGAAUUUAGUUCUGGUAUUACAGUAUCCAAAAGAAAGUCAAAAGAACCUUAUAAUCAAGAAAUCGUUUCUUCCAGUUAUGAUGCAGGGAUAGAAAAGUGUACUAUAAGCUAUUCACAAACGGAUCCAAUGAAACAGAAGCCUCGAAUUCAGAGAAUGGGUGCAUUUGAUACAGGAUCGCUUAAAGUGAAACCUGUUCAUAAUGAGAAGUUGAAAGUUUCUGAAAUAGAAAGUAAAGUUGGUGAAAUCAAGAAUGUCAGUCAUGAAAAUUUGCACGUGAAACAGCUUUGCAGUAUGUUUGGAACAGAAAGCAAUGUUUCUACAUUAUCCUAUCAUGAUGACAAAAAGGUUGUCUCUACUGGUGAUAAACAAAAUGAUCAUUGCAAGUCUCUUUGGCACGUUGAAAUUCAUAGACCAAUUCAUCUAGAGCCGAUUUCAAAUAAACCAAAUCCUGAAAGAUUAUUGCCAAUUGGAAUACCAGAGAAAAAUCUGAGAGCAGCAUCAUAUCCAACUAACAGAAGUAUAAGUGAGGACACAGUUUCAAAAUGCUAUCCACAGAAUUUAGUAACUGUAAAAUCUUCUGAAGAAGCAGCUCAAAGAAGGAUAUUAGAAGCUUUUGAAACAGAAAAGGCAGUUCAGACACCAAAGUACUUAGACUGGCCUGCUCACAGACAUUUUCCAGCAGAAGAAAGACUUCUGCCUAUUGGAACUCCUCCAAAGAGAACAAGAAACAAAACCAAAUCACUUGAGGAAUCAGAAAGUAGUGUGUCAUUUUACUCUGGUCCUCAUUUUGCUCAGACACAAAUUUUCAAUAAGGUUCCUGUUAUGGCUCGUAUUGAAACCAGUGAGAUAGGACCUGCAAAUCUUAAAACAUUGGUAGUCACAACAAUACCACAGAACUCAGCUGAGACAAAAGGACAAGAAAGUCUGCUUGAAGAAAACAAUAUACAGACAAAUGAACAGCCAGAAAAUGAUGCUUUGUAUCACACAGCAUGCUCUUCUGUUAUUGAAGACAUUGAAGGGGAAACUCAAACAGAGGGCAUAAAAGAACAAUUACCAGAAAUAGCCACUAAUAAACAUCCAGCUUGGUCAAACUUUACUUUUCCUGAGUUAAAGUCAAGCAUUGACAUUGAGUGGAACAAGAAUGAUGGCCUGUUUGAGGAUUUAUUACCUCCUGAAUAUUCAUUAGAACACAGAAUAAGUAAUGAUGAUUAUAUAGAAUGCCAUUCUGACAAAGAGUUAGUUGAUGCAUAUCCAGAAAAAGGAUCUUUAGAAAAAAGUGACAGCUUUGACUCCAAAGAAGAUGAUGAUCAUGGAAAAUUACAGAAAGAAAAAGAGGAUGUGAAAAGUAAGCUUCAUUAUCGACCUAAGAAGCAACGGAAAAUGGGUCUCAGCUCCAUUGAAAUUCAGAGACUGGCUGAUCCAAAGUGUGCAAACAGUAGACGCAGAAAAACUGAAGCAAGUAGUAACAACAGUAGUAUUGGAUUUUUGUCAAAACGCUCCAGUACCAGCCAGUCAUCAGGUGGUGGUCAUAUUGGUGAAGAUACAGUCACUGAAAGAUGCAGUGAAUGUGGUGGAGCUCUUCAGGAAUUCAGCAACGAAGAGUUAGGGUUGUGCAUUGUGAUUUUGUCAACCUAUGUUCAUCGAGAGCCCAUCCUAGCCUCCAGCCUGUUGCCCGAAAUGUUUCAAGCUGUUUCCAA